ACUAACUAAAAACACCAGAAAUUAACAGUAUUGCAAGUUUGCAACUGAGCAAACCCUCCCACCAGCUCCUCCUCCGUCACCGCUGCCGCAACCGCAACCACAUCCGGCGGUGUCAUAGACGUCAACUGAGUACUCAUCCACAUAAAUUAUCUCAGAAAAUUCCAUAAUUUCCCGAGGAUUCCAAUCACUCUUCCACUAUUUGCGAGAAACCUCUUUUGGUGCAUUGCAAGAAGACACGAUUGAUAUAUCCGAAAGAAGCAUGGUAAUAGGAGAUAAGAAGUUGGAUAUGCUCCCGAAGAAGGAGAAGAAAUCCAAGAACAGCAAUAAGAAUGCUGCUACCAGUGGUCCAGGAGUGGCAGUGGCUGAUUCUAAAGUGGUAGAUGCUGAUUUUAGUUUUGAGAAAGAGAAGUUAUCUGCUGCAGAAACCAAGAAAGAAAGGAAUAAGGCAAAAAUGGAAACUAAAACACUAGGAGAGAGAGAUGAUCGUGAAAUCAAGAAAAAGAAAAAGAGAGAGGGUGGAACACAUCCUGGGAAGUCCGUUAAAGGCAGUGAUGAAGAUGUUGCAAUAAGUGUUCAAAAAAAGAAACCCAAUAAGUUGAAGAGAAGCCGCAAGGAUGAGCGAGAGUUAAUUCUUGAUGCUCCUUUAGACACCAAGACUAUUGCUCAUGCAAGUGCGAGUGAAACACGGGACAGUAAGAAGGUGGUUGAGACACUCAGCGAGGUCUCUGGUGGAGACGCAGUAGAGGAGAUUAGGAGGAAGAAGAAAUCCAAGAAAAGCAAUAAUAAUGCUCCGACCAGUGGUGUAGGACUGACAAAGAGUGAUGUUAGAGCUGUUGAGGGUGAUUUAAGCUUAGAGGAAGAGAAGCUGUGUGUUGUGGAAACCAGGAAAGAAAAGGAUAAGGUCAAUAAGGAAAUUAAAGCAGCAGGAGAGAGUGAAGAUUAUGAUGUUAAGAGAAAGAAAGACAGAAAAAGCAGGACGUUCAAUAAAGACGGUGCGGAGGCUGCUUUGAAAAUUGUUGAAGAAAAGAAAAGCUUAAAGAAAAGCAAUAAGUUAAAGAAAAGCUGCCGGGAUGAGCAGGAGACAAUGCAUGAUAUCAAGGAUGGACAGGGAGAUAUCAUGGCAGAAGUCAAUCAAGGUGAUAUUUCUUCAACUGUGGAAGAGAUAGAACAAAGCAGAACAGAUAAUGGUAAUAUCAGAAAGAUGAAAAAGGUAAUGUUAGAACACAGUUCUGAAGAUCCUACACAUGAAAAGAGUGAAAAGAGAGUGAGAUUCUCUGGUCAUGUUCAGAUUUUCCCUUCAUCCGGUGAUCCAAGUGAUGAGAAUCAUGAAACCGAGGAAGAAAAUUUACUGCGUGGCAAACGAUUCUCGAAAUUAGAAGAUGAAAUUGUCAAAGAAGCUGUUCAUAAGUACAUAGAUAUACAUAACUUGGGCGAAGAAGGGCUGCAAAAGAUCUUGAACUCUAGAUCUAAUCCUGAAGUAAAAGGAUGCUGGAAAGAAAUAGGGAGCGCUAUACCAUACAGGCCGUAUACUGCGGUUUAUUAUCGCGCACAGGUCUUGUUCCGAAGGAGUGAGACACGUAAAUGGACUGAAGAAGAGUAUGAGAUGGUACGAAAAUCCCACAAAGAGCACGGGAACAAUUGGAAGGUCUUGGCUGAUGAACUUGGAAAACAUCGGUUUCAUGUGAAGGAUACAUGGCGAAGGAUAAAACUGGCCAAUAAGAAGAAAGGUCAAUGGAGUCAGGAGGAGUACCAGACUUUGUUUGAUUUAGUAAACACCGAUCUGAGACUGAAGCUUUCUGAAGAGAAGAAAUCUAAGCAUGGGAUGUUACGGGAUAAUAUUGCCUGGGGCGCGAUAAGUGACAAAUUGUCCACAAGAACUGAUGCAACUUGCUGCUUGAAGUGGUAUGACCAAUUAACAUCACCCAUGGUGGCCAAAGGUGAAUGGGCAGAUGCUGAUGACUAUCGCCUAGUUGAUGCACUUUUUGAGCUGGAUGCGAGCUGCAUAGAGGAUGUGGACUGGGACAAUCUUCUUGACCACAGGCGUGGCGAGAUAUGUCGAAAGAGAUGGAAUCAAAUGGUUCUUCACAUAGGUAAACAUGGAAACAGGUCAUUUACUGAACAAGUAGAAGUUCUAGCUGAGAGAUACCGUCCUGAAUUGGUCGAAGCAAGAGAGGCUUGGGAUAGUAAACCAGUUAUUCCAUGAUAUGGCAUUACUCAGCAUGGA
Nicotiana tabacum (common tobacco) is the source of this 2224-nucleotide messenger RNA. RefSeq lists its product as uncharacterized. NCBI's taxonomy places the organism in Eukaryota, Viridiplantae, Streptophyta, Magnoliopsida, Solanales, Solanaceae. The record is from RefSeq and is a predicted model, not a curated record.